Messenger RNA from Linepithema humile (Argentine ant), 2345 nucleotides. RefSeq lists its product as uncharacterized. Lineage: Eukaryota; Metazoa; Arthropoda; Insecta; Hymenoptera; Formicidae. The record is from RefSeq and is a predicted model, not a curated record.
CGUUCUUGCGUCGCCUCGCCGUUCACGGCCUUUCAUUCUUGUGUCGCACACUGCCGCGGUAGGAUGUGCUCCACAUUCCGGCUCGUUGGUAUUUAACCGCUCGAAGUCGUCGGGACUCCCACGUGUUUUAGUGAGAUAUCGUGCGUAAAGUGCGUUUGUCAGCUCAUUCCGCAAUAUCGGAACCUUGGAGAGAAUUCCACAGAUUAAGAUUCGCACGAAGUAAUCGGCGCGCUUUGGAUACUACGUCUCACACGUGCACGCGUGGAAAAGAGAGAGAGAAAUAUAUAUCCAUGGCGUUCUCGCCACGUUGUUCGUAAAAACUGCAGGAAGCCGAUGAAUCGCCACUGCCAUGCCGUCCGGACGAAGUACACGACCGGUUUCUAGCUUUCUGCCCGCGGCUGUAACAUGUGGGUAAAACGCGACAUGCUCGAUAAUCCGUGGAUGCGGAGAUUUAGAAACUUCGCAGCAAGCAUACACGCAUCCGCAUAUCUGAAUAGAAAAUACGUAUAAUUUAUGAAAUGACGUAUGUUCGCGCAGGUAUCGGCAGCGUGGAACAACGACAACGCGUGCGGCAGCAUAGAUAUUGUCUUCGGAGCAGCGGCGUAACUUCGGAAGAGCGAACUAUCUUGGGGGAACAUAUUUCCGUUUGGCGAAGUAUUCGACGAAUCGAGAUCCCGAUUCUCGAUUCUGUUCAGCGGAAAUCUCGCGAGAAGUUCGCGAGCGGGGCGGUGCUCGCCGCUCCCCGUCCGGAAUUCUGUCAGAAUUCCACGAGAAUACAAGAUGAUGUUGACACAGGAGCCCGGCUGGAAGCUGGAGCGCAAAGGCUCGGGCGCGCAAGUGUUGCGCAAGGACGGCACGCACUUCAAGAGCAGUACCGCGCGCGUUUGCUUCCGGUGCGACGUGGAGGUGCGUGAGUUCGAGCGCGACGAGGACGAAGGCGCGACGGAGAUGAUGGAGACGGAAACCGCCGCGAGUCCGCUGGCGAUGCUGUCCAGCUGCGUAGCGGCGCUCUGCGUCACCAUUCUGCUGCCGUGGCUGCUGAUCGGCGGCUAGAUUUUGUCGCCAAUCACGGGGCAUGGCUCCGAUUGCGGAGCUCACGCGGAACCUCAUCCCUCCGACUGACUUCCGACUGCGAGAAAGCACGUACCUCGAGCGCUGGGAUCCGCCAAUUAUCACACCGACGGAGUAAUCGUUCGGAGAUAUAUCCGGCAGUUGAUGGACGGCUGUAAUCCCGUGGGUCAAUAUUUCUCGCCAGCGAUUAACUCGGACGUGUCCAACGAUCGUCAAGAUUGUAUUUUAUACCAUGGAUGUGCGUUGGGCGCUUUUUCGAUCAAACUCGCCACUCCCCCGUUCGAAUAUCGGACGGUCGGAUGUCAUUCGAGGAAUGACAUCUUAAAUUGCGCGGACGUGAUUGCUCACGGUAGUGUCGCACUGCCGGCGGUUCGGAUCGGAGAGAUGAUAGACGGGUUUUAUCGCUAUGAUCGUACAGGAUUUGUGAUUGCAUUCGUCGUGCUCGCUUCGUAUUUGUCAUCGGAUACCGCAAACACGGCGGAUGCAAUCACAAAUCCUGCAGUGUCCGAUCGAUACGCCGAUUCGGAGGUUUGUUACGCUCUUAUCGAUCCUACAACAUUCCGGAAAUUCUCUGACGAAUUUAUGACGAUGCGGUAUUUGGAAAAUUCGAACGCAUCGGAGGAGAUUCCUGUUUUAAUAUGUGAUAAAUGCGAGCGUAUUUGCAAUUUAGCGACGGAUAGAAAUCCGGAAUUUGCUCGAAGAAUAUAGAAUUGGCGUAUAUUUUCUUCAAGGAUUUAAGGAUUGUGGGAUUUUAAAGUUAAAUGAAACGCGACGAUACCUAAUGUACCUACCUACCUACCUACAAAAAAAAAAAACAUUUACUGAAAGAUCUAAAAAUUGUGCAAGUAGUGCACUCGAUUUUGGUAGAUCAUCAAAACUUUUUGCUGCGAUAUGAAAAAAAGAUCGAGUGCUGCAUUGAGAGAGAGAGAGAGAGAGAUAAAUUUUGAUUGUCCAACAAAAUUUAUUUUCAGAUCUGUAUUUGGCAUAAUUUUUAGAUCUUUCAGCAAAAGUGUUCUUUCUAGGUAUUAUAUCCAAGAUUUUCAAUGUUGCAAAUAGUAAGGAUAUUUGACUGAUAUACAUAAUUAUAGCGAAGUUAAGCUCUUGUAAAAUAUAUAAUGUAGAUCUUGCAAUAGUGAUAUAAGAUUCAAUGUGAUUGUAUUUUAUUUUAAGUGUUGUCACAUAAAUUAAAUUUUUUAAACAUUUUGUACAUAAUGUAAAAAAUAGCUUCUACGAAGGAGGCGAAUUAACGACGGAUAAAAAGAUUUAAAAUCUGA